AUGGAACUAGUGAAACCGGCUGCCAGGUGGGGAGGGGUCGUGGGCGUGUGCACCCCCAGGAAAGCCUGCAGUCAGAGUCCCAGGAACAUCACGGAUGCCUGCGGAGAGCAGCGAACAGGCCUGGGCCCGCCCAGGUUCGCCCCCUUCUCCCAGCAGGCGCCCGGGGGUCCUGAAGGACCCUGGGCUUUGUGCUCUGACACCCUGGCCCUGCGCAAUGGUGCCAGCCCAGAAGGGCACAACGUCACGAGACUGCCACACUCUGUGCGGGAGGCUGCUUCCCGCUCUCCAGGGGCGGACUGGGCAAGUCUGGCCUUUCUCUACUCCAUGUCCCACGUGGCCCCCGGGCCCACAGGUGUCAUCUGGGGACUCUGCUUCCUGCCGCUUCGCAUGCCACUUUGUGAGGAGGCUUUACUUCCCCCACCCCUCUGA
Rangifer tarandus platyrhynchus (Svalbard reindeer) is the source of this 429-nucleotide messenger RNA. The record is from the annotation of a GenBank genome assembly. Lineage: Eukaryota; Metazoa; Chordata; Mammalia; Artiodactyla; Cervidae.